Talpa occidentalis (Iberian mole) is the source of this 962-nucleotide messenger RNA. It is a transcript of the gene CRABP2, whose product is annotated as cellular retinoic acid binding protein 2. The record is from RefSeq and is a predicted model, not a curated record. Bases 155 to 571 code for a protein of 138 amino acids. Gene Ontology annotation, biological process: fatty acid transport. Lineage: Eukaryota; Metazoa; Chordata; Mammalia; Eulipotyphla; Talpidae. Gene Ontology annotation, molecular function: fatty acid binding. The transcript has 4 exons. Gene Ontology annotation, cellular component: nucleus; cytosol.
GGAGCCCAGCCGGCUUUGGGGUAGUCCUGGGACGUGUCCUGGCUUCUGAGUCCCACGAUCGGGCGAAGGCAGCGGCUACCUCUUUCGACGAAAGGACUCAACGUCCAGUGCUCCAGCUGAAGUGUUUAAGGAGACCAUCUCCCACGCCGUCACCAUGCCCAACUUCUCUGGCAACUGGAAAAUCAUCCGAUCGGAAAACUUCGAGGAUUUGCUCAAAGUGCUGGGGGUGAAUGUGAUGCUGAGGAAGAUUGCAGUGGCUGCGGCGUCCAAGCCAGCCGUGGAGAUCAAACAGGAGGGAGACUCCUUCUACAUCAAAACCUCGACCACCGUGCGCACCACUGAGAUCAACUUUAAGAUCGGGGAAGAGUUUGAGGAGCAGACUGUGGAUGGAAGACCCUGUAAGAGCCUGGUGAAAUGGGAGAGUGAGAACAAAAUGGUCUGCGAGCAGAGGCUUUUGAAGGGAGAGGGUCCCAAGACUUCCUGGACCAGGGAACUGACCAAUGAUGAAGAGCUGAUCCUGACCAUGACCGCGGAUGAUGUUGUGUGCACCAGGGUCUACGUUCGAGAGUGAGUGGCCGCGAGUCCAAGAGCCGCCCUGGCUCACCACCAGCCCGUGUUCCCUGCUGAGCAUGGGCCGCCCCCCACCCCGACCCCUGCCCCCUCCAUUCCUUCCUUCUAGGCUAGUUCUCCCCUAACCCUGCUGGCUUCUGGGGGUGCUGGGAUGCCUCCUGAAGGGGCUCUUUUUUGGUCCCUCCUUCCCUCCCUUCCACCAACAAAGAGGGAUGGAUUGUGAGAGCCCGGAUCACCCAUCCCAGAGUCACUCGCCCCCCAAACCAGCCCAGAGCAAGAUCUCUUUCCCUGAGGGGACCUGAGGGCCCAAGUGGGCCCUCUGCUUCCACUCUUUGUCCCUGUAGCCUACGUGGUGUAGAAUAUUUAUUGGUUAAUUUUAUUAAAAUGUUUUA